Molecule: messenger RNA, 3120 nt
Organism: Leptopilina boulardi
Lineage: Eukaryota; Metazoa; Arthropoda; Insecta; Hymenoptera; Figitidae
Gene: Ns4
Product: guanine nucleotide-binding protein-like 1
Exons: 6
Coding region: 144-1841 (565 amino acids)
Molecular function (GO): GTPase activity; GTP binding
Source: RefSeq, a predicted model, not a curated record
GUUCUGCUUGCCAUGAAUAUUUUGACGUUGAUUUUUGAUUUUCAAUACGCACGUUUCAAAAAGUCUAAAGAUGUUAAUUAAUUAAUUAUAUUUAACUUGUAUUAAUGUUAUAAACAGUUUGUUGUAAAUAUAAAGAGAAAAAAAUGCCGCAAGGAAGGAGACGAGCUCCUUUUAGUGGGAAAGCCAAAAAACAACAAAUGCAAGAAAAAAAACAACGCAAAAAUCAAAUCUUACUCGGACAAGGUCAUAGCAGUAAGGAUCAUGAUAACUGGGAUGAGGAGGAAGAGCAAGCAGGCAAAUUAAUUAAAAAAAUAAACAAACAACCGCGUGAUGUUGGUCGAAAUAAAUAUGCUCUGCACUUUUUUCAAGAGUCACAAGAAGAAUUGCGAAAACGUAAGGAAGAAGCUUAUCAAACAAUUGAAAUACUUCCUCUCAAUAAACAGGAAAUUUCCGAUUCAUAUUUUCCACCGGAAAUUGAUUUACCUAAACGACCUCCUUGGGAUUUUAACAUGUCGAAGGAGCAACUGGAGAUACGAGAGCAAAAAUAUUUUAAAGAAUAUUUGGACAAUUUAAACAUCGAAAACCUUAGUUUCUUCGAAUUAAAUUUAGAGACAUGGCGUCAAUUAUGGCGUGUUUUAGAAAUGUCUGAUAUACUAUUAAUUAUUGUUGAUAUUCGUUAUCCAGUGUUGAUGUUUCCUCCAUAUAUUUAUCGAUACAUUACCAGGGAUCUUGGAAAAGAUAUGAUAUUAAUUCUCAAUAAAAUUGAUUUAGCACCACCAUCACUUGUCGUUGCUUGGCGAGACUAUUUUAAGAAGCACUAUCCGCAACUUCAUAUUUUAAUGUUCACCUCUUACCCACAUUACAAUUUACGGAGUAGCAUUAGUAAUAAAGAGGGUGGUCUACAAAAAAGACGAAGAAAGGGAAAACUAAAAAUGGCCGCAGAAGGUGCCAAACAAUUGUUAGAUGCCUGUAAAGAAAUUGUUGGCGACAAAGUUGAUUUAACAUCAUGGCAGGAAAAAAUCCACGAGGAAAUGAAUUCGGAAUAUGAUUUAGACGAUUUGGGAAGAAAGGACAAUGUCACGGUUCAGGAAAAAGAUACGAGUUAUUUUGAGCAUGUGAAAUUCAAAAAUGGUGUCCUAACUAUUGGUUGCAUUGGCACUCCGAAUGUUGGAAAGUCUUCCUUGAUGAAUGCCCUAAUGGGUAAAAAAGUGGUGAGUGUUUCUCGAACACCGGGUCACACGAAACAUUUCCAAACGAUUUUCCUGACAAAGACAGUUUGUCUUUGUGAUUGUCCGGGAUUAGUUUUCCCAUCAAGAGUGCCGAAACAAUUGCAAAUAUUAAUGGGAUCAUUUCCUAUUGCUCAAGUGAGAGAGCCGUACACUACAGUAAAAUUUUUAGCGGAAAGAAUAAAUUUGCCGGAAUUACUCAAGUUGCAGCAUCAGGACAAUGAUGACACUUGGUCGGCAAUGGAUAUUUGUGACAGUUGGGCCGCGAAAAGAAAUUACAAAACAGCCAAAGCGGCGAGACUCGAUUCUUACAGAGCCGCGAAUUCAUUGUUGCGAAUGGCUUUAGAGGGAACAAUAUGUUUAUUUGUUUACCCUCUUGGAUGGUCAACUGAGAAAGAAUUGUGGGAAACUCAUCCGGAUUUGGAGAUAGUGAAAUGGAUUCAAGCGAGAAGUGCGGUUGAAGAAGAAAGAAGUGAGGAACAAAGCAAAUUUCCCGCUUUGGAUGAUGAAGAUAGUGAAAGUUUCGAGUCCCAUUCGACUGAUUCUGAGGAUGCCAUCGAAUCUGAGACGUCGGAAGCGACAAAUAAAUUUGAAAUUUUGUCCACUACAAAAUAAGAGGUUGGACGAAUACCAAGAGGAACUGGUAACAUGGGUCCAGCAUCUUGAUCCGUAAAAGCUUUGGCAUCCGGAAGUGUUGGAAAGCUGAAUUCUUUGGAUGCAGGAUAUUCGAGGAGUUCAAAAACUGCCAAUAAUUCACCAGCCCGUCCAGCGCCUCGGGUUAUCUCGAACCAUUCGAGAGACGGUGGGAAUUGUGGUGGUGUAUACGAUUCAAAGGCAAGUUUAACGUGUGGCCGUGCCAAAGCACGACCAAUAUACUCUGAUUUUCCCUAGAAACCAAUGUAGAAUUAUAUUUUCACGGAAGAAAAAAGCUUUAAGAAAAGUAUUUUUUUCAAAUACAGGAUUUCAUGAAUAUUCGUAAAAGCACAAAGAAUAUAAAAGCAAAUAUAUAUCACACAAUAAAGUUUACAAAUAGCAAUAAUAAUAAAUGAAAAAAAUAAAUUAAAAACUUUAACAAAUUCCAUUUACAAUAAUUUUUCUCUGUGCUUUUUUUAUAUUUUCGAAAAUUGACAGAAUUUGAUCAAUUCUACUAUGGAGUCAUUCGGCACUUCUAAAUUAUUUACAUUUCUAAGGAAACAGUUCAAUUCUGAUAAAUAGAAUUUUUUUGUGUAGUUUAUAAUGUGUCGAUACAAAAUAUUACAAAUUAAAAUAAUUAUUUUAAAAUAAAGCAGUCAAUUAUUGUUCGGCUAAUAAAAGCAAUUGAUUUUCGUAAAAUUCAAAUUCAAAUAAUUGGAAUUCAAUCAAUUUAAUUGAAAUAAACAUUUUUUAAUUUGACACUAAACCAUAAUCAAAUUGCCAAAAGAUAAUCAACCGGUUUUAUUUGUGAAUGCAAAUAUAUAAUAAUAAAAUAGAGAUUUUUACUUGUCAGAGCUAAUAAAACACAAAAGAAAGCACCAAACGUGUCAAAAAACCUAAAAGAAAAAGAAAAAUAUGUACAGUUGUUUAAUUUGAAGCAAAAUAUAAAAAAAAGAGUUUCAUUCAAAUAUUUUGAUAUUGUCUGCAAAUGAUGUAUACAAACUGUUAAAGCAGACCCCUCAUGCACUGUUUGUCCAUAGACACAAAAUGACUCUGAAAAAAAUUAAAAAAUCGUACAAAAAUAUAGUGUUAUGUUUGUGUUAAGAUGUGUUAUCUUGAAUAAACAUCUCAAAUAAAAUAUAUCAUCAUCAUCAUCAUCAUCAUCAUCAUCAUCUUUUAAUAUAGAUAAUUGCAAUAAAUUAUAAUAAUAUAUUGAGUUGAAAAAAAUAGUAGUUAUAUAAUUUUUCCUCUAUACAUAUAA